This is a messenger RNA of Symbiodinium necroappetens, 2892 nucleotides long. Lineage: Eukaryota; Dinophyceae; Suessiales; Symbiodiniaceae. The record is from the annotation of a GenBank genome assembly.
AUGUUUGUUUCAGCUGCAGUGUGGUGCCUGGUGCUGGCCGCACCGGACUCGGUCUCGGCACAUGACGUAGAUGUCCUGCCGUAUGUGCUGGGAACCGUUACCCGGCCGCCCGAGUGGAUCGCAGAACACAACAGAAAGGAUCGCAAAAGGUUCAAAGAGGCUACAUGCUCCUUUGGCGCUGUAGGACUGGUGAGCAACUUGGCAAGGUUGAGUUUCCAGAUGAAGAACAUCGUGGAGCAGUGUCCCAAGUCUGCAGAGGACACGCUGUCACACCAACCGGGGGACGAGGCUACUAUUGCGGAAAAGGUGUGUUUGCUAAGCACCACAGCCAUCUUCUCAUCGUUGGCACAGAUUUCUCGCUCCAUCGUCGUCCUGGCGUCGACCUGCACAAGGACAGCUUCUGUAGCCGAGGCUUGCGCUGCUUCGGUGCAGACAUUGCUUGUGCCUUGGUCCUUGAUCAUCGACGGGGGCGUCAUCAUCUCGGCAGUGUGUGAUAAAGCAGUCUCCGACGCAGACCUUCUUCCGAAGGGAAUUCAGCCCGGUCGACGGCUGACCGGUAUGGAGUUGCCCAAGUCGAGGCAAGCAGACAUAGCCCAGUGUGUGUUCGAUGCGGUGGAUGCCAGCCGCGCGAUUGCAUCCAUCGGGCUUUCCUUGGAUUUGGUGAGCAGGUCAUGCCCUGUCAAUCGAAUCACACGUUUCACUGAAAAGCUGAGCACGGCUGCCUGCACCGUCGAUGUUUCCAUCCUUCUGACGGCUUUCACCAAGCUGUCAUUUUAUCUGGCCCUGGCCGUAAAUCAUUGCUCCCCGUACAAGGAACGAGAUGCUGUCUGCCUGGCGGGCGUCACCGCCAUCGCAGCCGGGCUCAGCACGGCCUCUGCCGGUGGUGCAGGGGCCUGGGCCACCUGCGAAGUGGGCAACAAGAACAAGCUGAUCAAAGAGGCCGCGGCCAGGGAUGCAGCCCAAGCCGAGGAAGCCGAGGAAGAAGUGCAGGCUGCCAUUCUCAAGGCUGCACCCUUCAAUGUCGUCCGCAGGCUCCGCGAAGAGAACUCCAGUGGUAGCGAAGUGAGACGAUUGGAGGAGACCUUUCUCCGUCUCGGCUACAAUCUCUCGGAUGACCAGGCCGACUGGUUACAGGAAAGCAGCGAGAUCUUGGAGCUGCGCAGCUUCGCAGAUGAUGUCGUCAGGCAAAUGCAGACCUUCAGGCCUGUACAGCCUGCCCAAGAAAUGGACACUCUCAAGCUGGAGCUGUCAGAGCUAUCCGAGAUUCCGGCGGUGCCCGCCGAUCUACACAACGAGUCUGAGACCUUGCAAUGCAGCACGAACACCGCAGCUUUGGAGUUCAGAAGCGGGCUCGCUGGCCAGGCCCCGACGCUCGAAGACAACGUCUCAGCCUGCCAAGCGCGCUGCUCCAGGAUUCCCAGCUGUGCAGCCUUCGCGUACUGGACUCCGGGGCGCCAAUGCCAUGCAUUGGGCCACCUCCGAAUGCCAACUGCAAGGCCACAUGGGAAAGACGGCUGGGUCUCUGGGCCUCCGGGUUGCCGAGAGGAGCAAGUCAGUGCAGCCGCACGGGUGCUUGCAACACGUCAUCGAGACUGCUACCAUCCGCAUGCUUCGUAUCAUCCUGUACUGGAGACGACUGAGCCUCAAUUUGUGCAGUCUGCGCUACAUUGCCAAGAGUGGUGCCAGAGGGAAAGGCACUGCGCUUAUUUUUCCUAUUUUACCCUUUCCGGGCUCUGCUCUCUUUCCGCAGCAUCGGCGACAAAGCUCCAGCCGGUGCUGAACUUCGUGGCAGGGCCGCGUGCCUGCUCUGAUCUCGUUGGCUUGGCCAAAGAGCCAGAAUUUGAGCUUUGGCAGCUUCCCAAAGAGUCAGCUUUAGGCUAUGCCCCCGCCGGACUAGUUAUAGUGGCAGUGGCUCUGACCCUUGCUGUGUCAUUCUUCAAGGGGUUGCCCUGCCGAAAAAGUUUUGAAUGUUUUGAGCGCAGCUUCACACCUGUACCACAGGCUCAGCCAGAUGAUGCUGGGUCAGUUCUGUUGGAGGAGCACAUGCAGCGAGUGAUCGCAGCGGAGAUCAGUGACAUGCUGACACGGUGCAAAGCCGAGCGCUUUGACUUUGAGCAGAAUCUGCGCGAGCUCGAAGAAGUGCAGGCGCGACUACGGGCGCUCAUCGUAAAGGCUGGAGAGCAGGAGAUGCGGGUGACGACCAAAGCUGGAGCCGCCCGCAAAGAAGGCGAUGCGGCGGUUGAGGCUGAUUUGGCUCUGGACUGGUCCCUCCCAUCCCUGCCGCUGGACGUUCUGAAUGCGAUCCUCUGGUGCCUUGAUUGUGACAGCCUGCGCCGUGCGAGCAGCUGUUGCAAAGAGUGGGGCUCCAACGUUGAGGAGCGCUGGCUCCGACUCCUUCGAGCGGAUUUCGGCACCACAGCCACCAGCAUGCAGCGAUCACAGGGCCGGAAGCCGGCGGCAACCUCCCUGGCUGAGUACCGUGGGCGCCUCCGCCGAUUCCGGGCAAUGCUGGGGACGCUAGAGAUCCUCAAAGGCAGUGGGUGCCCCACUGGCGUCACUGGUUCGGCAUCGCGACGCCGGCUCUUUGAGGCUUUGGAGAUGCUAGCAGAUCUCGGAGCCGUCUGGGAGAGCAAUGCAGUGUACCCUUCGAAGGUGCCAGGCAUCUUGAGGAGCUCAGAGGCCUGGCGGACCUUGCUGGCCCUGCUGGAAGAUGACAGCCCACACCUGCAGUGGCUAGCUGUGCGCUGUCUCGCUGACUUGGCCGCCUCCCCAGAAGCUCAAGAAGCCGCCGAAGGCGAGACUUGUCUCCGGCUGCAGAUUCGGGAAGAGGUUGUCCGGAAAGGUGUGCUUGUGCGCGCCCUGCUGGAGGGUGAUGACAUCGACCUAGUCGAG